Ceraceosorus bombacis is the source of this 549-nucleotide messenger RNA. Lineage: Eukaryota; Fungi; Basidiomycota; Exobasidiomycetes; Ceraceosorales; Ceraceosoraceae. The record is from the annotation of a GenBank genome assembly.
AUGCUCGGUUUGGGCGAGAGAGGCGUCCGUCCGCAUCAGGUAGAAGUCAUUCUGGAUGGUCGUAGCGUCAUAUACCACGUCUACAAGCGUCCUUACGUGGACUACUUUCUACGCAAGGUGGGUUCUUCGUGCGCGACGUGGCUCGUGACGCCCUCGAAACGAGACUUACUUUAUAAUUGGCUGGAACAGGUCGCGUCAUGGUAUCACGUAGUCAUUUUCACAGCAUCUGUUCAAGAGUAUGCAGAUCCAGUCAUCGAUUGGCUGGAUCAAGGUCGAGGUUUGGUAAGCCAAAGGCUAUUCAGAGAAGCCUGCACUUUCAGAAACGGCAGCUAUCUCAAAGAUCUCAGCAUUGUCGACUCGGAUCUCUCGCGCGUGUGUUUGGUAGACAACAGUCCGGCAAGCUAUCUGAUCAACCCAGCAAACGGCAUUCCCAUCGAAGGCUGGACGAAUGAUCCUAAUGACGAAUGCCUCCUUGACCUCCUGCCGCUCUUGGACGCCCUCCGGUUUGCUUCUGACGUACGCAAUGUCUUGUCCAUUAGAGGCUUCUGA